CCUAGAAAGUGAGGUGCCAGUAGUAUGACUCAAGGGCAAGCUGAACACGUUCUCUUUUCAAAUACGAAGGACUGAUCAACGUGUGAUUAAAAACCGUUUGAGCGAUCUUUUGAGCAAAGCUGCGAAAGAAAGGUGAGAUCGCUGCUCUAUUCUUCCUAGAGACAGCGGUUUGCAAUUCUUAUCCGAUCGCGUGAUCGUCAAGCAUGGACCAAUGACCAUGGCAACGAUGGAUGCAUUCCGGCGAAUUCAACGGGCGUACGGAUUCUCCAGGAAAAGUGUGUUUAUCUUUACACAUGGUCGUAGCGCGGUUCCCGCUUUCAAAACGUUCUGCUCGUCGACGGUGCAAGCGGAACGCCAAGCGGCAAUCGACAGCAAGGACGAUCCGGGAAAACGAUUGGCGAUCGACGAAGGCACGAUCAGGAGGAUCGAGAGGCUGGCGCUGGUCGGUUUCGAGUACGAGCAGAGCAAACGUGUGCUCGAAGAGGCGGUAGCGUUUGCCGAGCGCCUACGGACGGCACGCGUCGACGAGACGGCGCGUCCGAUGCACAGCACUCUGGAAAACGAGCACAUCUGUUUGCGGGAGGACGUGCCGCGAGCCAUCGAUCGGCACGACGUACUGAGGAACGCCGCAGUGCUGGAGGCCGAGUACCUCGUAGCGCCCUUGGUGACGAGUAAGAAUUCAAAUCCCGAACGAUGAAUCUCGAAGCUAUACUGAGGAUCGCGAGU
Ooceraea biroi (clonal raider ant) is the source of this 726-nucleotide messenger RNA. RefSeq names its product glutamyl-tRNA(Gln) amidotransferase subunit C, mitochondrial (gene GatC). Gene Ontology annotation, cellular component: mitochondrion; glutamyl-tRNA(Gln) amidotransferase complex. Lineage: Eukaryota; Metazoa; Arthropoda; Insecta; Hymenoptera; Formicidae. The record is from RefSeq and is a predicted model, not a curated record. Gene Ontology annotation, biological process: mitochondrial translation; regulation of translational fidelity; glutaminyl-tRNAGln biosynthesis via transamidation.